Messenger RNA from Geodia barretti, 1127 nucleotides. The record is from the annotation of a GenBank genome assembly. NCBI's taxonomy places the organism in Eukaryota, Metazoa, Porifera, Demospongiae, Tetractinellida, Geodiidae.
GCUCUUGCGAGAGCAACCGCGGGUCGGCGACUACAUAGCUAGCGCCUACCAUGCUCAUAUUCGGGUUGACUGGAGGAAUCGCCAGCGGAAAAUCUACGGUCAGUCGCAUACUGGAGGAGUUGGGCUGUCCCGUCGUCGAUGCAGACGUUCUUGCGAGAAGAGUGGUAGAACCUGGCAGGCCUGCCUGGAGAGCAAUAGUGGGACAUUUCAGAGACGAAAUUCUCCAGGAGGAUGGCACUAUCAACAGAGAGAGACUCGGCUCCAUCGUUUUCGAUGACGAGUCCAAAAGAAAGACCCUCAACAGAUGUACCCACCCUUACAUUCGCAGAGAAGUAUUGUGGGAGCUAGCAAAACACUUCUCGAAAGGAAGCUCAUAUGUGGUGCUUGUGAGUCCACUGCUGUUUGAGACAAAGUAUGCCCUGCACUACAUGCGCCAGACUAUUGUUGUGAGCUGGUGAGCCUGUGUAUGUUUAUCCUCAGUGAUAACACCUCCCUCGGUACAUAGCACUCUGUGAUUAUCUAUAUCUGAUGUCACUGGGGAAUGCACUCAGACUGCAAAUGAAUAAUUGUGUGUUUUUUCUGUGUGUGUCCCCCAGUAGCAAAGUUGGACUAAUUAUGAUAUUACUUUUACACUAAUAGAAAUGACUAGUUUACUCUCUUAGAAGGCUCACUGAUUUUUUAAGGAAACUCAAAGUCCUUCAAAAAGGGCCACUAAGAAGUUUUCUUGCAACAACUACUAGACAUAGGACUAUAUAAUUAUAAGCUAAAGCACCCAGCUACAAGACUAAUUAACAUGAUAGUAAUUAAAGCCAAGAGGAUUUUUUACACACAGCACAGAUAGUCAGCAGUUGAGUCGGCUGAUGGCUCGAGACAGACUGAGCAAAGAGGAGGCCGUCAAGAGAAUCGAGGCCCAAAUCCCAUUGUCCUGCAAGAUCUCCUGGGCAGAUGUGGAGAUUGACAACUCUGGCAGCAGACUGGAGACUAGGGGUCAAGUGCAACAUCUCGUGGAGAACAUGAAGAGACUUUCUCAUUGCAGACUGAUUCUCUUCAGAACACUCAUAGCGGUGUUUGCUUCGUUCAUGUUCGUCGUUUUCUCUUUUUUCGCAGUUUCAUGACUUUUGCAACAC